Messenger RNA from Schistocerca americana (American grasshopper), 1084 nucleotides. RefSeq names its product whirlin-like. Bases 10 to 477 code for a protein of 155 amino acids. Gene Ontology annotation, molecular function: protein binding. Gene Ontology annotation, cellular component: cilium; plasma membrane; stereocilia ankle link complex. The transcript has 4 exons. Lineage: Eukaryota; Metazoa; Arthropoda; Insecta; Orthoptera; Acrididae. The record is from RefSeq and is a predicted model, not a curated record.
AGCUUCGACAUGAAGGAGGAGCAGCAGAUGCUGGAGGGCGAGGCGGCCGCCGUGCGCAGACACCAGUCCAUGCAGCGCCUCUCCAGGGCCGACCUGCUCGACGCCAGGCACCACGAAGACGUGGGCGCGCUGGUGGUGCCCGACCAGCAGGGGAACCUGCGCAUCACCGUCAAGAAGACCAAGCCCACGCUCGGCAUCGCCAUCGAGGGAGGCGCCAACACCAAGCACCCGCUGCCGCGCAUCAUCAACAUACACGAAAAUGGUGCUGCUUUCGAAGCAGGUGGUCUUGAAGUGGGACAGCUGAUCCUUGAGGUGGAUGGUCAGAAGGUGGAAGGCAUGCAACACCAGGAUGUUGCAAGACUGAUAGCAGAAUCUUUUGCCCGAAGGGAGCGGAGUGACAUCGAGUUCCUUGUGGUUGAGGCAAAAAAAUCGAACCUAGAGCCAAAGCCGACAGCACUGAUCUUCCUGGAGGCCUAGCAGUUGCUCUCCCUCCCUUGAGCCUGAGCUGCAACAAACCUCCUAGUCCUUGUGUCUGCCCUCCAGCACUGCUGAACUUAUCUUGCCAGGAAUUUGCUUGGCCCAUGCACUCUGACAUUGUAAAUAUUGUGUGUCAUGGGACAUACCCACUCUGCUGCUGUUUCCUAUCAGAGAGAAUGCAAACUGCUUUAUGUGUCACCUUUACGAAUGUAAAAUAAUCAAGAGACAAGGAAAGCCUUGGAAGAUUAUGAGGAGUGGACCAGCAAGUGCCUACCUGUAAACACAGCCAGCAGUCAGUCUGAGUGUUUUUCACAUAAUUUAUGUUGUGUAAUCUUAAGUAGUGUUAAAUUUGGAGGGAUUACAAGGGUGAUGGCUGUUGUUUGUUGUAGAUCUGUUAACUGUAACACAGUUUCCAAAAUGGUUCUAGGGAAGGGAGUAAAAAAUAAAUCCUUACUGUGCAGCUGAAACUGCAUAUUCCCAUUUUGUAUACAUCAAAGGUUUACUAUGCAACAAACUAGAUUCAUUACAAAAUCAUUAUUCGACAAAACAUUUGUAAUCUACAUGCACACAAAAACAGAACAGACAUACACAAAAGAAAGAAAUCACA